Messenger RNA from Sorghum bicolor (sorghum), 973 nucleotides. RefSeq lists its product as uncharacterized. Bases 44 to 775 code for a protein of 243 amino acids. The transcript has a single exon. The record is from RefSeq and is a predicted model, not a curated record. NCBI's taxonomy places the organism in Eukaryota, Viridiplantae, Streptophyta, Magnoliopsida, Poales, Poaceae.
CAACUGAACUACCAACAGUACAUUAUACCGAUUUUUUUUUACCAUGGCCAAGAUGAUCCUCCUACUAAUCAUCCUUGUUGCUACCAUCACAGCCGCCGUGGAAGCCGCUCCUUCGCCAGCAGUGCCUGUGCCUCAGCAAUCCUCCGCCGAAGCUGACAAGAAGAUCAACGAGGUGAAUCUGACACUGAAGAAGGUCUUCGACGAUGUCAUCGCCACCGCCCCGCCGGCCAAGAAGCAGGAAGCCAUAGACGCGACCACCAAGCAGCUCCAAGUCGCCGAGCGCGCCCUCGCGAAGGCCAAGGCAGGAGGCGACGAGAAGGUCGCGAAGCUCGCCAUGUCCUACGAGCUGAGCGCCAGGAUCGUCACGGAGACACCGCCGGCGAUGAAGCUGGAGCGGAUGGAGGAGCUGUUCAACGCCAUGGCUGCACCGAACCACAAGACAGAAUGCCACCCGAACGCCGAGGCCGACAAGCCCUUCUGCGAGACCGUCUCCAAGCUGCAGAAGGCCUUCAAGGAGGUGCGCUCCGCCGUCGCGCAGGGCAAGAAGGAGGAGACCAUCGACGAUGUGUUCCUCGUCAACCAAGAGUUCGCGCCCACGAUCAGGGCUAUCAACAAGGCGUACGCGGACGGAGACGAGAAGGAGAUCGCGGCGGUUCUGGCGACCUACGACAAGUGUGCCGAUGCGAUCCUUGCAGCUCCGCUCGCUGAAAAGUUCAAGGUGAUGAAAGAGAGCAUCGCGGCCGCUUCCCGUGCACCCGGAAAGCAGGCGCCAUAGUGCCACACCCACACUGCAUGCCACCACAACACUUUCGACGACGCGACCACUUUGCAACGACGCAAUAUCGAUCCAUACGCUCAGCACCAAUGAUCAUCAUAGUCAUGUAUGUAGUAUUUACUUACCAUUCCUAUAUAUAUAUAUAUAUAUCCCCUAAUUGUAUAGACCCUUUUGCUCUGUCGCUGGUUGGUUCUUUAA